This is a messenger RNA of Aspergillus melleus, 861 nucleotides long. RefSeq lists its product as uncharacterized. The record is from RefSeq and is a predicted model, not a curated record. NCBI's taxonomy places the organism in Eukaryota, Fungi, Ascomycota, Eurotiomycetes, Eurotiales, Aspergillaceae. The transcript has 4 exons. Gene Ontology annotation, cellular component: intracellular anatomical structure. Gene Ontology annotation, molecular function: oxidoreductase activity, acting on NAD(P)H, oxygen as acceptor. Bases 1 to 861 code for a protein of 286 amino acids.
AUGCCUCCCUCCGCAGACGAAACGCCGGCCACGCCGGCCGCCAAAGCCAACGGCGCCACGCAACCUCCUCUCAGCACGAUGCCUUCGUCCGACUUCACCUGGCAGAUCACGCUAGCAAACAAGGUGAUCGCAAUCACGGGAGCCAAUCGCGGCAUUGGCCUUGGGAUCGCAGAAGUCUGUCUUGCCAACUCGGCAAAUAUCAUCUACUCGCUUGACCUCAUGGAACCCGGAGAAGAUUUCUUUGCCCUGCGGAAGCGUCGCCCCAAUAUCCGAUACAUUCAGACCGAUGUGACAUCGGAAGAGAGCGUUGAGAAAGCGAUAAACCAGAUCGUCGAGGAGACGGGGAGGAUUGAUGGUCUGGUGGCGAAUGCUGGAAUGACGAAGCAUCAGCCUGCGCUGGAUUUUGAUCGCGCUGAGCUUGAUAAGUUGUUUAAUUUGAAUGUAUUUGGUGCUUAUUUCUGUGCGCAAAUCGUCGCCCGCAAGUUCAUCGAGCUGGGCAUCAAAGGGUCGAUUGUUAUGACCUCGAGCAUGACUUCGUAUCGACCGAAUCGAGCCGCCCCAUCCGCCCCCUACGGUGCCACCAAGGCAGCUGUUCGAAAUAUGUGCCACACGCUCGCCAUGGAAUGGAGCAAACACGGCAUUCGUGUCAACAGCGUCUCUCCAGGUUUUGUCCGCACCGCCAUGACCUACUAUGUCGAGCAUUCGCCCGACUGGGACCUCAAGAUGCAGUAUUACGGGGGAAUGCCGCGACUGGCGGAUCCUCGCGAGCUGGGAGGCGCAUAUGUGUAUUUGCUGAGCGACGGGAGUUCAUAUACAACGGGGAUUGACAUUCCUGUGGCUGGGAUUGUGGGCGCAUGGUAG